Molecule: messenger RNA, 3621 nt
Organism: Boleophthalmus pectinirostris (great blue-spotted mudskipper)
Lineage: Eukaryota; Metazoa; Chordata; Actinopteri; Gobiiformes; Gobiidae
Gene: dbt
Product: dihydrolipoamide branched chain transacylase E2
Exons: 11
Coding region: 30-1514 (494 amino acids)
Cellular component (GO): cytoplasm; mitochondrion
Molecular function (GO): acetyltransferase activity; lipoic acid binding
Source: RefSeq, a predicted model, not a curated record
CGUCACAGCGGCCGAGACAGGAAUUAAAGAUGGCGGCGGUGACAAGAGGCUCCUUCAGUGUUUUCAGGCGACUGCUGAGUCAGCAGUACCGCCGCCGCUGUUUCCGCCCUCAGAGCUUCAGGUCAGAGCCCAGUGUUCAGUCUUCAGUGUUCACAUGUGAGAGGAGCCUGCGCAGGGUCAGCUGGAGGACGCUCCACACGGCCAUCGUGAACUAUGGACCCAUUGUACAGUUCAAACUGUCUGACAUCGGGGAAGGAAUCAUGGAGGUCACUGUAAAAGAAUGGUACGUGAAGGAGGGGGACAAAGUGUCUCAGUUCGACAGUAUCUGUGAGGUGCAGAGUGACAAAGCGUCGGUGACCAUCACGAGCCGAUACGAUGGCGUCAUCAGGAGGCUGUACUACGAGGUGGAUGCCACAGCGCUGGUGGGCACACCACUGGUGGACAUUGAGACCGAGUCUGGAUCAGAGGUGAUCCAAGAGGAGGACGUGGUGGAGACUCCAGCCAUGGCCCGAGAGGAGCACACCCAUCAGGAGAUCAAGGGACACAAGACCCAGGCCACCCCCGCUGUGAGGCGCCUGGCCAUGGAGAACAAUAUAAAGCUGAGUGAGGUGGUGGGGACUGGCAAAGAUGGCCGUAUCCUAAAAGAAGACAUCCUGAACUACCUGUCCAAACAGACGGGCGCCAUUUUACCUCCAGCACCGAUCCAGGAGAUCCAGCCCCCGCCUCCUGCACCUGCUGCCAUGGCAACCAAACCACAGAUCCCCAUGGCGACCAAACCAAUCCCAGCCAUGCCCAAGCCCGUGUUCAGCGGGAAGGACGUGACAGAGCCGCUCAAAGGUUUCCACAAAGCGAUGGUGAAGACAAUGACAGCUGCUCUGAAGAUCCCUCACUUUGGCUACUGUGAUGAGGUGGACCUGAGCCGCCUGGUGACGCUGCGCAAAGAACUCCAGACCUUCACCGCAGCCCAAGGAAUCAAGCUCAGCUACAUGCCCUUCUUCAUCAAGGCCGCCUCACUGGGUCUACUGCACUUCCCCAUCCUCAACGCCUCCGUGGACGAAGCCUGCCAGAACAUCACCUAUAAGGCCUCUCAUAACAUCGGCUUGGCCAUGGACACAGCUCAGGGGCUGCUGGUGCCCAAUGUGAAGAAUGUGCAGGUGCUGAGUGUGUUGGAGAUCGCUCAGGAGCUCAACAGGCUGCAGAGUCUGGGAGCGGCCGGACAGCUGGGCACCUCGGACCUUACCGGAGGGACCUUCACUCUGUCCAACAUCGGCUCGAUUGGAGGGACAUAUGCUAAACCUGUCAUCCUGCCUCCAGAGGUCGCUAUUGGAGCUCUAGGAAAAAUCCAGGUGCUGCCGCGGUUCGACUCCUUGGGGCAGGUGACACCCGCCCACAUCAUGAAGGUCAGUUGGUCAGCUGAUCACCGCAUCAUCGACGGGGCUACCAUGUGUCGCUUCUCCAACAUGUGGAGGGAGUACCUAGAGCAGCCUGAGCGAAUGCUGCUACACCUCAAAUAGAACAGACUACAUCUCCCAUCAGCCCCUGCUGUCAGAGGGGACUGCACAGCUCAACAGGGCCCACCCAUUGCCAGUUCUGGAAGCAAAAUUCCAUUCAUUUGUUCUAUAGAAUAGUAUCAACAUGCAAUCGUUUUAUUAGAAAAUCUGCAUUUCCUGCUUUGGUUUCAGGCGCAUGUCCUUUUCUUCAGUUAUUCUGGAGUUAAAGGUGCUGUACCUAAAACCUACCUUAAAAUGUUUUUAUUUCAAUGGUUUGCAGUGGUCCAAAAUGAUUUGUCGUGAUGAGAUGAUCAGCACAUUUCACACAUCACUGUUUUGCUGUGACGGUAAAGCUAACAACAACUAGCAUGCUAAUGCAUUCUUCCUGACCUCACAAAAAAUGAUUUAUAAUAAUAAUAAUAAUAAUAAUUUUUAGCUCUUUUUUUUUUUACAUUUUCUAUGGGAAAAUGAAUGGGAUUAUAACUUCUGAAAGCUGAAGAGCCCACUUGAUGUUGAACUUUGACCUGGUCUCAAUCUGUGGAUCUCACAUUUCUCCUGAGCCAAUGAGGAGCAGAGGAGGAAGUCCAGUUUGGUUCUUUGUUACACUGUCAACAAUAGGGGAAAAAAAAGUGGAUUACGAUGGCAGCCAUUUUAGUUUUCCUCAAUUUAAAAGCCUUAAUUUCAUUGUGGUUGCCCUAAAAUACCUUGAAAAACAUAUUAUGAGGGUCGCCACUCCACAAAUCUGACUUGUAACUUGUCUUGGUGAGAUUAUUGCUUUGUAUGGAAUAUGUCAAAUGUCCAUGGAUUGCAGAUGGCUUAGUUCCAGAAAUGUUUUUCAAGUCAUUUUAAUUCCUCAUAAAGGUGGUGUAAUGAGUUAAGCAUAAACCUGUGAACCAGAUGGUAGCCAGUUUGUUGUGGCCUUGAGUAAACAUUUGAUUCCACUGCCCACUCUAAUCACCAUUGUAUUUGGCUUCUUUUUACAGGAAGGGCAUCUGGUGUAAAAAUCUGCAACUCACUCACUCACUUUAAUUUUUCAAACUAACCAAUGACGUAGUGUAAAGAAAUUGGUUAAAACUAGUCACUCAGUAGAAUCAAAGUGUAACUUCCUGCCUCCUUGGAGCUUCUAGUGAAAACACGUUCCAACUUGAGAUCUGCACCCGUUUGUACUGUACUUUAUUUUGAAAGGACUGACAUGACAGACGGGCCCACAUCACUUCCUGUCCUCUGCAGUGUGCCUGUUACUUUUCCAUGAUGCCUUUGAACAAGGUUUAACUGGAGUUUGAUUAACUCUUCAUUUAGCACAGAGAAGAAUGACAUGACAAAAGUUAAGGCUCCACACUGGGAUUUGUAUUGGCCUUUUGUUUCCUGAAGUCAGGCAUUUGGAAUCUCAACACAAAAUAAAUAAACACAAAUACAAAUACAAAUACAAAUAGGAAGCAAAAGUAGCGCGUACAACCAGUGUGUGAGGCAGACGCACAAGUCUCUUUAAAUGUAAAGUGUGUGUCUUGUUUUGUUGUAUUUUUCUUCCACUCUAAAAUAUUUGUGUUUUUCUUUGUUGUCUUCUUUGUGAUCAAUUCAAUCUUUUUAAAAAAAUCACUCUAGAAUUUCUGGUUGAAAGACAAUGUAGCAAUCAACAUGAUUUUAGAGCAUUAAAAACGGUUGAAUCUCGGUUGAAACUCACUCCAGAAUAUGUAUCAAAUGGGAAAUGGUUUUUAAAAUUUACACUUUUGAAUGCAUCGAAUCAGGUAUGAAAUUAUUAUUCACAUAUUUAGCGAUUUUUUCCCCCAACAGUUAUAUUUUUAAGUCAUUUCUGUUCCUGUGUCAUCCCAUUGUCAUUGUUACACAUUUAGUCUCAUGUUUUAAUUUAAACUGUAAGAAAUACACUAACUUCUUGGGUUCUUUAUAAAGACAAACCAACAAGUUAAUAUACAUAAGAAGACAAAAUGAACGUUUUUGGAUUUGUGAGAAACACAUGUCUGAAGUACAUAUUCUACAAUUAUUAGUGUUUUUGUAUUUGGGGGAGUAGUAGUUCCUGUUUCAGGCUUCAGUCUGAAAAUCAACAUGUGUGAAUUGUUUGACUACUGCUGAAUGACUUUAAAUCAAGAAAAUAAAGGUUUACUGUCAAAAUGUU